UCCGUAUUGAGCUUGAAAUGACUCAAUUCUUCCUGGUUACCUCAGAAGUGACGGAUACAUCCCCCUCAAUAAGACCGAAAAAUUGAGGACGAAGCAGAAGUGUCAGAUUCUUAUGACGAAAGAAUUUCAUCGCAGUCAUGCCUUCUCUACGUAUAGGACAACUCCUCACACUCGGAAUCUUCUGCUGUUCCUCACUGACUGUGGGGAAUGCCUAUCUACAGAAGGGUCAAUUCUACCCAUCUGUUGUUUACCUCACUAAUUCCAGUCCCUCGAUGGCUGUUAUAUACGCACAGGCAGCCGUGAUUGUAUGGCUCAUGGCACAAGCAAUGGGGAAGAUAUUUUUCGGUCAGCUGCGACCGGCAGAACUAGAACAUUUGUUCGAGCGAGCGUGGUACGCUGUGACGGAGACAUGUCUGGCGUUCACGAUUUUCCGGGACGAUUUCUCGCCGAAGUUUGUGGCGCUCUUCGUCCUCCUCCUAGUCUUGAAAGGGUUCCAUUGGCUUUCUGAGGAACGCGUCGACUUCAUGGAACGAAGUCCCAACAUCUCGUUGUUAUUCCACGCACGCGUCUUGAGUCUUCUGUCGCUCCUCAGUUUGCUGGAUUACGCAUUCGUAAGACACGCAUAUCAUAGUGUUUCCAUCAAUGGAGCCACGGUACAAAUGGUGUUCGGGUUCGAAUACGCCAUUCUACUGUCGUCGGUGUUAUAUAUUUUCAUAAAAUACGUCCUGCACUCAAUCGAUUCACGGGCAGAGACUCAGUGGGAGAAUAAAGCAGUCUUCCUACUAUACACCGAGCUCAUGAUGAGCGCAUCGAAGGUGAUGCUGUACGCGACAUUCAUGGUGGUUAUGCUGCGGAUCCACCAGUUCCCCCUGUUCGCUAUCCGGCCGAUGUACCUCAGUGUUCGGGCGCUGAAAAGAGCCUUCAAGGACGUUGUUCUGUCGAGACAAGCGAUACACAACAUGAACACCCUAUAUCCCGAUGCAAGCGAAGAGGAACUGGUUUCCGCAGACAAUGUCUGUAUCAUCUGUCGCGAGGAAAUGAGCGGUUCCGGGAACAAGAAAUUACCGUGCAAUCACAUUUUCCAUGCAGCGUGCCUACGGAGCUGGUUCCAAAGGCAGCAGACGUGCCCCACUUGUCGGAGCGAUGUCCUCAAGUGA
Molecule: messenger RNA, 1157 nt
Organism: Galendromus occidentalis (western predatory mite)
Lineage: Eukaryota; Metazoa; Arthropoda; Arachnida; Mesostigmata; Phytoseiidae
Product: E3 ubiquitin-protein ligase synoviolin
Exons: 6
Coding region: 138-1157 (339 amino acids)
Biological process (GO): ERAD pathway; proteasome-mediated ubiquitin-dependent protein catabolic process
Cellular component (GO): endomembrane system
Molecular function (GO): zinc ion binding; ubiquitin protein ligase activity
Source: RefSeq, a predicted model, not a curated record